This is a messenger RNA of Zingiber officinale, 1846 nucleotides long. RefSeq lists its product as uncharacterized. Gene Ontology annotation, biological process: regulation of flower development. Gene Ontology annotation, molecular function: protein binding. NCBI's taxonomy places the organism in Eukaryota, Viridiplantae, Streptophyta, Magnoliopsida, Zingiberales, Zingiberaceae. The record is from RefSeq and is a predicted model, not a curated record. Bases 183 to 1490 code for a protein of 435 amino acids. The transcript is spliced from 5 exons. Gene Ontology annotation, cellular component: nucleus.
UUUGCCUUGAAUUUUAUUCCCCUGCUAUCAUUCCACUGCUUGUGUCUCUCGACUGUUGCUAAGCCCUAUAGUUGAAUUACAGGAAGGAAGAUAAGGAAAUUUGUUUUAAUUUUCAUUUAUUACACUAUUAUUGUCGAUAUAUAUAUCGAUCAGUCGGCGAAAGGCGCGACAGCAGUAGCAGCAUGCAGCAGGAGGAGAUCCCUUCAAGGUCACCCACCGAGCAAUUCUCCAUUGAAGAGGAGUGCAUCUCCAGCUCCGAUGCCGCUCGGAUCUUGAACUCGUGCGACGAAGCCGUGGUCGUCGACGAAGAUCUCUUCCCGUCGCCGGACCACCUCUCGUCCCUCGUCAGCUUGCUCCGCACAGAGGACGAUGUCUUCUCUUCCUCGUCUGCCGCGGUGAGCGCCGGAGGGUCCUCAUCCGCGCCUCCCCCCUGCUACCCGGACGAUGGCGCUUUCUCCCCCUUUAACGCUCUCGACGCGGCCGCGCUCUCUGCUCUUCUCGAUGCGCCUAUGGGGGCGCAGAUGCCGAACACCCAAGCCCCGGACGUCGACCUCCUCUCACACGCUCGCUACGCCGGCCCGUCCGCCUGCGCCUCCUCGGUGAACCUCCCGCUCAUCGGUUAUCCGCCUCCCUUCCCAGGGGAUCCUUCUCACUAUUCGUUCGAAGACGAGAUCUCGGUUGGCGAUCCGGCGACGAGCGGGUAUACGGCGGGCCGGUGUCAACCGAAUCGGCCGUGCGAGGGCGAGUACUACACCGCCGCGGUGGCCGGAAUGCAUCAGCAGCAGAAGCAGUCGUCGGGGUUCGUAGGGAUGGAGUUGGCGUCGCCGUGCUUGGCUCUGGAGGAGGGCGGCAUGGGGCCGAUGCUGUACCGGAGCUCAAUUGCCCGAGGAGAAGCGCCGAGGGGUUACUUUUUUGCGGGAGGGGGGAUGAUGAGCAUGCCGACGACAGUGCCGGAGGCCGGAUUCAUGGGACCGGCUAAUACGACCAAGUAUCAGAGGCUGGACUGUGGUUUGGGAGUGUACGGACAGGAAGUCGCGCUGCAGCAUGCCUUCGGCUCUGGUGAUUUGCAGGUAAUUGGAGGAUGCAGCCAACAUCUGAUGACUGGAACUGGCGGCAAUCCGGUGCUGCUUCCAGCGCCGGAGGUGGUCUCAUCAAUGGAUGAAUCCAGCUUCAAGGUCGGUCGUCUGUCGGUCAAGGAGAGGAAGGAGAAGAUAAAUAGAUAUCAGCAGAAGCGAAACCAAAGAAACUUUAGCAAGAAGAUCAAGUAUGCCUGUAGGAAAACUCUGGCAGACAGCCGGCCUAGAGUGCGUGGGAGAUUUGCAAAAAAUGAUGAGUUUGGUGAAGUAACAAAAACUAGCUCAAAUGACCAUGAAUUCGAAGACGAGGAAGAAAUGAUGGUGAAGGAAGAAGAUGAGAUGCUAGACUCGGAUAUCCUUCCGCACAUUAGUGGUGUGAAUUCCUUCAAUUUCCCUGUCGAAUCUUGGAUAUGAUCAGCGCUCAUAUGACUCAAUAAGUUUGGUUAUUGUUUGUCAUUUGCUGUCAUAAGCAUUCAUGAUUCAGCAGUCCAUACAGCUAAUAAAUCCUUCCAAUAAAAUGGCAUGGAGAUCAAUGUUGAUGCCAUUCUUCCCGUUGUGACUUGUACAACUUCAAAGAGAUACAAUACUCACGAAUGCAAACCUAGUUGGUGGUGAGAAAAAAAAUGUUCAGAUUAAUCAGUCUUGCCCAUGAGGUUUGUGACAUUCGUGUCAACAUGUCUGAUGUACUCAUGUACCCAAAGUAGGACCUUCCUUCUGUAUGAAUUUUUGGGAAUUGUCCUAUUCUGAACUAACCGUCUCUUUCAUCUUCA